This is a messenger RNA of Xiphophorus couchianus (Monterrey platyfish), 9346 nucleotides long. It is a transcript of the gene gucy1a2, whose product is annotated as guanylate cyclase 1, soluble, alpha 2. Gene Ontology annotation, cellular component: guanylate cyclase complex, soluble. Gene Ontology annotation, molecular function: heme binding; guanylate cyclase activity. Bases 928 to 3345 code for a protein of 805 amino acids. The transcript is spliced from 10 exons. Gene Ontology annotation, biological process: response to oxygen levels; cGMP biosynthetic process. NCBI's taxonomy places the organism in Eukaryota, Metazoa, Chordata, Actinopteri, Cyprinodontiformes, Poeciliidae. The record is from RefSeq and is a predicted model, not a curated record.
UCAAAAUUGAUCAAGCCGUCGCUGCGUACUUCAGACCGCGAGCUCAGUGCACGCGGCACUUGGCGAUACUUGACAGCCCGCGCGCGCUUUCUCGCUUGCUCUCUUCUUCGCGCAGCUCCAACUCCAGCUGUUUGUCUAUCUACCUUCAGUCCGAGUGCGAGCGAUGUUCCCACCCCGGAAAAAAACACGGGGCGAUAAACGAGGAGGGACGCUGAAGGAGAGGAGGACGGACAGGGGAUGAGAAGACCAGCCAAAGAGGAGAGCCGCUGUCGCAGAGGAACAGGAGGAGGAGGAGAGAGGGAAGCAGACACAUCUGCGGCGACUUGGGGGAUUCGGCUUAGUGAGAGGGGGGAUACGCAACAUUCUUAUGAUGCCAGCAUUUCUAGCCCGGGUAAGCGGAAUAAAUAAUUUGCCGUGGGACUGCCAUAUUGUCAAUUUCUUUGCAUCUUAGUUAUUUUUUUAAAAAGCGCCUGCUUUAUAAAUAGACGCUUAAAAACCGGAUGCUAGGAAGAUUUUUGUAAUUCUCUGUAGAUAUCCACCAUAGAGAGCUUUUAUCACCUUUGGGAGCAAAGUGGAUUGACUGAAGGGGGAGAGGAGGACUGUUUUUAAAAGGAGAUACCGCCACCUUCUCCUCCUUACAUAAAUGUUUGCGUGCCAUUAGAGCGCUCCUGCUUUUCUCCACAACAGACACGCAUUUCACGCACACUGAAAAGACGUGGACAUUGUCAGUCACACAUGCGGUCCUAAUAACACGGACGGACCUCACCCCCUCUCACCUACCCAGCCCCUCUCCUCACCCCACUGUCUGAUGACUCCCCCGCGCACAGGUGGACGUGGUACGGAGCCUACUGUAGCAUCAUCUUCUUCAACAACACCACCAUCAUCACCAUCACCAACACCACCAUCCUCCUCCUCCUCAACACCACCAUGUCCUCGUCGUCGCGCAAGAUUUCAUCCGAGUCAUUUAGCAGCUCAGUGGGCUCGGACUGCGGGCUUGAAAGCCCCGGAGGAGACGGAGGGGAUGGCGCUUUGGAGCCGGCCGACGAGAGCCGGGGUUGCCCGUUUUCCUCCUUCCCAUCGUCCCACAGAGCGCUGCUCUGGAACGGCCGCAGCCCCGCUGAGAGGUCGGCGUGCCCGGCGGGCGAGGAGCAGCAGGGACCCUGUGUACCCCACAAGAGGGCUACCAGGCGGCGGAGGGUGAACCUGGACUCGCUGGGGGAGAGCCUGAAACGACUCACUUCACCGACGACACAGACUGUUCAAGAGGCUCUUCAACGAACUCUGCAGUUCUACAGACAACAAGAAAUGAGGUGCCAGGAUGUUGGGGGUAGUGAAAGGCAGCGUGAAAAGAAAGAGGAGAAGUGCCCAUUUCUUGAAAACUCUGGCUCAGAGGAAGAUGUCCUACAGAUUCUGCAGUACAUGGCCACAAUAUUGGGAGUUCCAUUCUGCGAACUGCGAGAGCAUUUUGGCGAAGAGUUCUUUGGCCUUUGCUUCGAAGAGAAUGAGCGAGUACUGCGGGCUGUAGGCGGCAACCUUCAGGAUUUCUUCAAUGGUUUUGACGCCAUUUUAGAACACAUUCGCACCUCCACGGGGCGCCGAGCCUCCUCCGAGAGCCCUUCCUUUCAGUGCAAGGAUCCCCGCGAAGAGGAGAAAGGUAGAGGGAAAUUGGAAAAACUUGGAAACCGUGGCAGCAGAGACGGAAGAGGGAAAGUGUUGUUUCUUCAUUGCUUUAACCCUGCACCUGUUGUGGGAUUAGUUAUGCCAGGUUUGAUUAGAGCUGUCGCCAGGCGGAUCUUUCAUUCAGAGGUUGAAGUGGAAGAGGUGCCACCUCUAACUCCUCUAUUGCCAAAUGAAGAACAUACAGAUUGUGAUUCUACAACACCCACUCCCACUGCGUCCCCCACUGCCUCGCCCUCCUCAUCUCCGUCCCCUCCAUCUCUUUUUCCAACCUCCGUCCCCACAGUUUGUCUAUCCUUCUUACUCCAAGAGACUUGCCCUUCUCCUCUCUCUUCCAUCCCAAAUUCAGCAUCUGUGAGCACUAACCGUCCCCCACUCCAGCUAUCAACUAACCCCAGUGAUCUUCGCAUCUCCCUGGCUACGUUUUGCCGUGCCUUCCCGUUUCACCUGGUCCUGGGGCAUCGGAUGGAACUCCUGCAGCUUGGAGAAGGACUUAGGAAACAGGCUCGUAUUGAGCCUCACCGGAUCCUUUCAUUUAGGGACUGUUUUGAGAUUGUCUCACCCAAGAUGGAUCCCUCUUUCCAGGGCAUACUGCUGAGACUCGCAUCCCCAUUUACUAUCCGCACUAAGCCCGAUCCCAUGCAGGCUGGCACCAAGGAGAAGGUUAUGGAGUUAAAAGGUCAGAUGAUCCAUGUCCCUGAGUCCUGCUCCUUGAUGUUUCUGGGCUCGCCGCGUGUUGAUAAGCUAGAGGAGCUGAUGGGCAGAGGUCUCCAUCUGUCAGACAUCCCCAUCCAUGAUGCCACACGAGACGUUAUCCUGGUAGGGGAGCAAGCCAAGGCCCAGGAUGGCCUAAAAAAGAGAAUGGACAAACUAAAGGCCACCUUAGAGAGGACACACCAGGCUCUGGAGGAAGAAAAACGAAGGACCGUGGAUCUCCUGUAUUCCAUAUUUCCGGGUGAUGUGGCGCAGAAGCUGUGGCAGGGCCACCAUGUGCCAGCGCGUAAAUUCGAUGAUGUCACCAUGCUGUUCUCGGACAUCGUGGGUUUUACAGCCGUGUGUGCCCACUGCACACCUAUGCAGGUUAUCUCAAUGUUGAACGAGCUUUACACGCGCUUCGACUACCAGUGUGGCAUUCUGGAUGUUUACAAGAUUGAGACAAUAGGUGAUGCCUACUGUGUGGCCGGUGGACUUCAUAAGAAGGUUGAAAGCCAUGCAAAACCAAUUGCACUCAUGGCUCUAAAAAUGAUAGAGCUUUCUGAGGAAGUACUAACGCCUGAUGGGAAGCCUAUCAAGUUAAGAAUAGGUAUCCACACAGGUUCGGUUCUGGCAGGCGUGGUUGGGGUUAAAAUGCCGCGAUAUUGCCUGUUUGGGAACAACGUCACUCUAGCCAGCAAGUUUGAAUCAGGAAGCCAUCCAAGGUGCAUCAAUGUUAGUCCAACAACCUACCAGUUGUUGAAAGAUGACCGCUCCUUUUCGUUCAUCCCCCGUUCUCGGCUGGAGCUCCCAGAGAAUUUUCCCAAAGAGAUCCCAGGGACGUGUUACUUCCUGGAGGCAGGGACUUCGCACAGCCACGCCUCACUUACCAGCUCUCGCUCGGCUCCUCCGGCCUCUAUGAGGAAGGUUUCCUACAGCAUUGGGACAAUGUUUCUAAGAGAAACCAGUUUGUAGAAUCAUACACAGAUGUUUAAAAUAUGAAAGAGAACAACUGUCCCCAUCUCUUCCCUGAGCAGUGGAGAUAUUCUUCAAAUGACUUAAGGGACAGCAGCUACAGUAGUCCUUUAUCUAUCCUCCAAGAGGUGGACUGAUAUAAGCAAAUUGUGGAAAAACCUUUGGACAAAAAUUCUGUUCUAGCUGGAUGUCUCGGCUGCAGAACUGGCUCUUUGCAGCGGUUCACAUUCAGACAACACCCAGACCCUUGUCCACAUUAAACAGAACUGAGCUAAAACUCACAGCGAUCACACUCAUGACCACUGUUGCCCUCAUUAGCCAUUUGCAAACAGAACAAAACCCCUUUUCAUUUAUAAGGUGGGUGCUGAAGAAUGAAUUUUGUAUGACUUGCUGUCCAUCAUGCCCUCAUGUGCGACAAAGACCUGUAAUGGAAAACGAUACAACUCUCCGUUUCCUUCAUGUUCAUCUGUCUGUAAGUCAUGUUAUGCUUUACUAAACGUAAGAGCUGCUCCUCCAAACUGUUGACAGGCGGCCAGCUGGCUGGGAUUUGUCAAGGAAACAACAAGAGGAUUUGCUUUGAAAAGGUAAACGUUGGAAGAUGAAUGCAAACUAGAGUCAUACUAAUCCAAACUUAUAGCCCUGAUUGUUUUGGAUCCUCAGCAAACUAUAGCAGACAAUGUUAUAAUAAUGGAGAUAAACAGAAUGCUAAUAACACAGAAAUGUAGAUGUCUCACAGCAACUACUCUUUAAUUUUUUUUUUUUUAUACCUGUGAUUAUUUGUUUUUAGUGUAUUACAUGCUUUAGUCUCUUUUUAAUAAGAUAAGCUGUUGUCAGCAUUUACCAGCUUGUGCUUACUUGCAUUCAACUAAUCAGCAUUUUUAGCUACAUGUAGCAUUGUCUGAAAAGCUUUGCUUUUAGGAUGGACCUUCCCAGAUUGGUCUGCAUCUUGUUUAGGUGACAUCAAUGCUAACAGGUAUUUGUGUGCAGGUAUGUCCCUUUUCAUGUCUGCAGGAAUAACAUUGUUGUGUGUUUUAGUUUGUAGAACUGACAGGAGGAAUCAGACACAGUUCACAGUUCCUCAGUCCAGAUAUGAAAGAACGUUGAAUCAAAGGUUUUACUGAACAUACAGCCAACUUAAAGAUGUACUUUUUUUUUCUAAUUGCAGUGUUUAUAAAAACUAAUGAAAAAAAUCCUGCAUAUGUUUUACCCUGUGGAAAUUUAACCAAGAUACAGAAGCCCAAAAUGAUUCAUGCCCCUCACAGAUUUAGACUUUUAAUUUUCAUGACCUCCUAGUCUUUCAAGUUGAAAGGUCACCUUGCCAUCGUUCUGGUCAUUCGCUCAUUAGCUCCCUUCAAUGAUUUAUUUAUUUUUUUCAUUAGAUUCAACUCUGGACAAUAGCGGGACCACACCAAAAUGUUAACACUACUGUGAGUCAGGAAAAGAAGUUGCUGGUAAUUCAAAAAUUACUUUGCACUUAAAUCUGUGGAGCUAUGAAUACAUUUUGGGAAUAACUGUAAAUAAAAUUCAAGUUGACUUGUUUGCUGGCAAACUGAGUUCAACUUGCUGAGUUAAUAACCCGGGCUGUGCUACACAAAUCCAAACAUGAUUAUUAAAAAUUGGUCAUCAUAAAGUGGAAAUAUUGGUUUUGGAUAGUUUGGCUUUAGAGUAUUUUACUGGAGACUUUACAGAUUUGUGUUGUGUUCUAAAUUAGCAUUUAUUUAAUUGCUAUUUUUCACGACCUGUGAAAUUCAGCCCAGAUGUUACAAAUUGAAAAGUUGGUUGAAGAGGAAGACCUUUUCAUUGUAAUCAGACUUACUCAAACAUUCCCAUCACAGCUGUUUUUAACACACUACUUGCCCAUAACAAGUUCAGAAAUGACAGUGGUUAAAUAGGUUUAAAUAAGGCAUUCCUCUGUGCUUGCUUACGUUGUAGUUUAAAAUAAACUUUGAGUUUUUUUCUCUGAAAGUCAUUUCUACAACCAUAAUCCUUCAUACAUGCUUUGAAAGAAAAAUAAACUUGCAAAAUUAUGUAGCAGGACUUAAAAUAACAAACUAAAUGUGCCAGUUUGUUUCAAAGAUGCCACCAGCACAGGUUAGACAUAAUUUCUAAGUAACAGCGUGGUUUCUGUGUGUCAUUCUGGAAGAUCGUUAGCUAAUUGUAGGAGCCUGAAACACAUGCCAUAUGAAAAAUCACUUACUGUAUGUUGGAUGCAAAAAAAUACCAAUGUUAAUAUGCUCCUUUUUCACAAGUAAUGUAAAGGAAAGUGACACCAGCUUUAAAAUGCAAUACUUUUUAUUGGAAGAGAAGAAAUAAUGAAUAACAAAAGUGUCUGCUUUUAACAUACCUGAGCGGUGAAUUAUGUCAUUGUCAGUGAUACAUACAUAACGUAAUAAAUAAAUAGAUGAAUACAGAUUUAUUAAAGAGAUGGUAAAAAAAAAUUAUACUAUUAAUAAAACUAAACAGAGAAUAGAGCAAGUGAGAGUAGAUUUAAAAAAUACAGACUUGUUCAUGUUUUCUAGUGUGAGAUUUACUUUUCAGUUUUGGGUCAAAGUCAUAGCAUCUCAUCAGUGGUUUAUCCGCAGUGGUCGGCUUAUUGUAUUCUAAUUCUUUUUCAUCAGAUGAGUUUGAAAAUACAGAUGUUAUCCAGGGAUCAACACAUUAACACAGCUUUGCGUAAGGAGGAUUUGGACUUUGAAGGGACAUUGUUGUGAGUAAAUGUGAUCAUGCAGCCAUUUUUUGUAAAACAUGGUGAAAUGGGAAAUUGUUAGCUUUAAAUCUAAAGACUUUCCAUGGAUUACAUUUAGAGCUGAAAACAUAUAUUUUCAUAUACUGUAUAAAAAUAUACAAUAUUUCUUUCUUCACUGUCUGGUAUAAAAUCUGACUAAACUUUUCCUGUAUUGCAUCAGUUACUGUUACUAAAAUUACUACUAUUUAAUAAUGCAAGAAUAGUGGGAGAGAGAAGUAAAUGUAACUUUUUAUGAAAGUUAUCAUAAACUAAAAUUGUUUCCAAAUUAAACAACUUGGAAAUCAUUGAUGAUAAUGGCAUGGCUUUAUGACAGAUAAUUUCAUAAACUUUUAAUUAAAUGAAGGCCACCUGUCGAUGUAGUUAUGGCUACAACUCAAAAACACUGCUUCCUUGUGCAACAUAAUGCAAAAAAUUGAAAGAAAUUGGCCGAGGUAUGGGGAAGAGAAUAACGAACCCUGGGCUGGUACCUUCUCGAGUGGACUUUUCAGAUUUCUGGAGGUGCCAUGUUUGUCUGCCCAAGCAAUUAUAUCCAACUUCAAACACCAUAAGGAUGUCUAAACUCACAAGCUUAAAAACAUAGUCCACUCUGUGAAGUAUGGGGAUGGCAGCAUCAUGUUGUUUCACAAAAUAGAUGACAUCAUGAUGUGUAAAUAUUAAAUCAAUGACUUUAGACAAGUCAUUGAUUUAAUCUCUUCCUAACAGAGCCUCUUUUUUGGAGAGUUCUCGAAAAUGACAGCCCCAAAAUGAAUUCCAUAUAUCUCAGGAACUACAAGGUUUAUUUGACUGGUUCAGGUAUCAAAAUAAAGGUAAUAUUCCAGAGGAUACUUUAGGUCCAAAAAUCAACAUUUGUUUUACUGAGAAAGAACAAAUACAUGUGACACACAGUAAAAAAAUAAAAAUAAUAAAUUCUAAUAAAAUACAUUACGUGAUGUGGAUUUUCCUUAAAAUGACCCAUUUGCUGCGAAUACUUCCGAAUAGACAAUGACUCUACUCACACAGCCAAAUUAAUUACUAAGUGGGUUGAGGACCAUCAAAACUCCUGAUCUCAGUCCCGUAAAACAUUCGUGGUGCAUUUGGGUCCAAGCAACUUGUCCUACAAAUCUGCCUCAGUUACACCAGUUCUGUCAGGAAAAAUGGGACAAAUUAAUCUGAGAAGCUUAUGAAAGGAGAACCAAAACCUUUUGACAUUUUACUAUGGAAAGAUAUGUUAACUUGAAUUUGAGGAAAGCUGAAAUAAAAACUCUAAAAAUCUCUCCUAUCAUUCUGGUAAGUAGUAAAUAGAGAUAAUUUUAGUAUUUUUAAAAUAUCUAAAAAAUAUAUAUUAUAUUUUUGAUUGAUUUUUUUUUCUCUCCACAGUAACUCUAAGACAUAUCAUCUAUCAUUCCUGUAUGUGCCAAAUGAUAAAGAAAUAAUGGUUUAACUUCAUAUUUGUCUACAUGAACUAUAUGAAGCAGAAAAUAAAUCUUGCUUUAAAUAAAUGCUACAGUAUUUAAAAAUGUUUUUCAUACCAAUUGUGUUAUCCAAACUUACUGUAAAAAAUCUUCUCAUAUCUAUUUUUAAAUUGCUUUGUAUUAUGAAAUUACACUUAAGAAACUGACAUAUUGGAGGAAAAAGUGAGCACAGAUGAAAAAAAAAAUCUAGACAUUAGUAAUGCCAGUAUUUGCAAGAAGACAAUUAACUCAAAACUAGUGCCAUUGUUCAGUAAGAAGAUCUAAUCUUAAGCAGUGAGUAUUUGUGUCUAGUGUGCAUUAAUUUUUCUUAGACAAGUUGCUGCUCAGCAUCAGGGCUGGUAGAUUGUUUUGUGUGAAGACAUUAGUCAAACUGAAAGAAAGUGAAAUGUUAUUAACAUGCUUCUGUUUGAUAGUGGCAAAGCAUAAAGCUGCUUUUGAACAACAAUGCACGCUCAAGGUAAUAACAGAGAAGCAGCACCUGCAGCACCCACGUGAAGCAAUAAUAAUAUGUAUGUAGGGAGACAAAUCAGUUUUCAGAUACAUAAGGGUGAAAUCUUAUAAGCAGUCCUAUGUACAUAUGUUAACAUACUAUGAGUUGAUAUUACAGGUUAGUAUUGCAUACAUGCAGUAUUAUAUAACAAAUACAACUCUUGUAGCCUUGUAUGUACUAAAGGUGUUGUUUUCACUGAGCUUCGGAGCUUAAACUCUGUUUCUGGGCUAAAUAAAGCGGAUUACGCUAGCAUCACACCCACACAACUUGUGUCCAAUUCUCCAGUUUCUUGUAUAAUAUCAGACAUUUAGGAAAUCUUGUGAUUCUAGCUGUUCUGACAAAGAGGUUUUGCAGGUGCUGUUUCUCUGCAGAGUCAUGGAUUAUUACACUGCAGUAAAUAUUCACACAAACCAUUACAGUCAAGUGUGAGAGGGCCUCAGUGUCCAGUAACAAAAAGCCAAAUCAAUAAGGAUUUUAUUUUACACCAUCAUUUUAUAAAGUCAAAUAACUUACAAUUCUGUUUGAGCCUUAUCAAAAUUAGUUCACAAAAAAAAAAAAAAAAAGAUCCAGUAACCUGUUUCAGUUGUUUUCCUUGCUUAGGUAGAUCAUUUAUGUCAGUGUUUGAACCAUCUACUAUUAAACUGACUGUCCCAAAUCACACAUAAGCAUCCUGCACCCUCAAGUGAUGUCUUUUCCUAUGACUAUGAUGAAUAAAAUAUUCUCUGUAUUUUCAUUUUCACUCCAUGUUAUAUUUCAAGCUGAUUUCUUUACUGAUGUACUGAUAAAAUGUCUUUUUUUCCCUGCUUUAUAUGCAUCAUUUUCAUUUAAAGUGAGUUAACUUUUUAUUUUUUGUUUAUGUCUGAAUGUUAUAAAAUACAUCUAUUUGCCGUGAUUAACUAUAUUCCCAGUGACUCACUUUGCGACAAGUCCGAGCUGAUUAGAAACCGAUAUCAGUUUGAUCAAUGGUUGCCUGGUUCCUACAGCAGAAAGCAACAUGACUCACAACUUUCUGAAAUGUCUGAAAUGUUCACAUUCAUACAGAGAGGGAAAAAAAUAUCCAGCCCUGCUCCCUCUGAUAAGUUUUCCUUUUCUGGAAACAGUACACUUAAUCACAAAUCUUCAUAUUCUGUUUUUUUUUCUUUUUUUUUGGUUUGUUUCAAGGCACAUCUGGACAUAAAUUGUGUUUGACCCUGCUGUUUGGAUCAGGUGUUUGCUGUGUUUUAGGGUGCUUGAUGACAGCUGACGUUUAGGGCACAUCUUCUGUCUUACAUGCUGUAAAUAAAAAAAAGAAAACACCGAGUAUCUUUACAAUUA